AUGGGCGAGAAGAAGAAAGCUGGUGCAAUGCUAGUGAGGCUCGUUUCGGCCGCUGGUACAGGAUUCUUCUAUGUGGUAAAGAAGACCAAAAGGCUUCAAAGCAGUCAAAUUAAACUCGAGUUCCGAAAGUAUGACCCUCGUGUGAACCGUCAUGUUUUGUUCACUGAGGCAAAGAUGAAAUCGGCGGCGAAGGAAGAGGCUGAGAUGGCCAUUUCUUUCGGGGGAAGAGAGAGGGGGGGUGGAGGCGGCGAUGGGAAUGGCCUGAAGGGAGAAGAGGGGAAAAGAGGAGGAGAAGGGAGCCGCCUGAGAAACUGCCAUAGCACAACAGAAUCGGUCGGUGAUGGACCCCAGACAAAAGAGACGAGAGGAGAGUGA
Fraxinus pennsylvanica is the source of this 375-nucleotide messenger RNA. The record is from the annotation of a GenBank genome assembly. Lineage: Eukaryota; Viridiplantae; Streptophyta; Magnoliopsida; Lamiales; Oleaceae.